Messenger RNA from Myzus persicae (green peach aphid), 2502 nucleotides. It is a transcript of the gene cactin, whose product is annotated as cactin. Gene Ontology annotation, molecular function: protein binding. The record is from RefSeq and is a predicted model, not a curated record. Gene Ontology annotation, biological process: mRNA cis splicing, via spliceosome. Bases 327 to 2369 code for a protein of 680 amino acids. NCBI's taxonomy places the organism in Eukaryota, Metazoa, Arthropoda, Insecta, Hemiptera, Aphididae. The transcript has 10 exons. Gene Ontology annotation, cellular component: cytoplasm; spliceosomal complex.
GUCCAGCCUACCAUAACGAGACCACGAAUAAUGUACUUUUAUUUUAUAUUUUGAUUUGUGCUAGAGAUUUUCUAAAGAAGAUCUUUUUCUACAGUUGACUUUUCUUUUAUUCCAUGCGAUCCGUAAAUGUUGUUAUUCUUUUUGUUCUUGUUUUUCUUUUAAACUGAUAACCCAAUCACAACAGUGUUACGGCCAGGAAGACGUACUGCAGUAGUCACAAAUAGGUGUAAAGAAUAUUAGAAUAAACAGUUUGUUAAUUUCACUAUUUCACAAUUUAAAAAACUUAAAAGACAUUUAAUCGUGCAAUCGCGCUAUCAUCAUAAAUCAUGUCGUCAUCAUCUAGACAUCAUGCUAGAUCAAAGGAUUUAUACGAUAAUAAAACGAAUAUUGAUGAACAAAGAAGACAUAAACAACAUAAACAUUCGUCAAAAAAGAAAUCUAAAUCAAAACAUAAGAGUAGACGAAGGUCAUCAUCAAGUGACUCCUCGUCGAGCAAUGAUGAGGCAAAAUUGCUACAACGUUUGCAACAAGAAAGACUUAGAGUUGCUGAAGAAAGAAAACAACAAAAGGAAUUAAUUAAAGGUAUGGAGACACCAGAGGAAAAGCGGUUUAGGCGUUUGAUGAAGAAAACAGCUAAAGAAAGAAAACGAAAAGAGCUAAUGGGUUGGGAUAAUGAUUACCUUCAUUAUACAAAUGCUGACAAUCCAUUUGGUGAUGCAAACUUGCUGUCUACAUUUGUAUGGGAUAAAAAAAUGGCCAAAGAUGGUUUGGUAGGGGUUAGCCAUGAAGAACUAGAAUUAAGGAACCGACAAAAAAUGGAAGAAAACAAACGAGAAUUAGAAAAAGUAAAAAAACGAAGAAUGGAAAGAGAAACAGAAAGGCAACAAAGAGAAGAUGAGAUGGCAUUACUACAAAGAAGUAAAGAAGCAGCACAAUUUAAAGAAUGGGAAAAAAGUGAAGAUCAGUUUCAUUUACAGCAAGCUCGUUUGCGAUCUACUAUUCGUAUUGAAGACGGCAGAGCUAAACCAAUUGAUCUUCUUGCUAAAUACAUAAGUACAGAAGAAGAAGUAGAUGCAGUUGAAAUGCACGAACCUUAUAUUUACUUAAACGGUUUAAAACUCAAAGAUUUAGAAGAUCUUGUAGAAGAUAUCAAAGUUUACAUGGAACUUGAAAAGGGAAAAAACUUUGAAUACUGGAAUGAUAUAACAGUCAUUGUAGAAGAUGAAUUGCAUAAAAUGAGAAGAAUACAAAAACAAUCAGCUUUCACAGCUGUUGGUCGAAGAGAAGGAAUCCAUCAAUCAGUAGCUCAUGAAGUGGCUCAUAUUUUCCGAGGUAAAACUGCUGAACAGUUGGACCAACUAAAAACACAAAUUGAAAAAAAAAUCAAUAGUAAAGCUGAAGGUGUUGAUAUUGGGUAUUGGGAAACUUUAUUAUCUCAACUAAAAGCUCAUGUUGCAAGAGCUCGACUUAGAGAUCGACAUCAAGAAAAUCUAAAAAAAAAAUUGGAAGUUUUAAAAGCACAGCAAAAGAUGGACGAUUCUAAAUUUGAUCCAGAGGAAGGAAAUAGUCAUAAAACCCAACAACAAUUGCCUAAAGUUAAUGAGCCAUCAGGGCAAGAUCAACCAUCAACCUCUACCAAAAAAUCUCCCUCUAGAAAAGAAAAAAUCCUAAGUUCUGAAGAAGAUAUAAGUGAUGCUGAACAAGAAGCCAGAAAUAUUAUAGAAGAAUGUGCUGCAGAUUUUGAAGCCUGUGGGUAUAGCCCCGUAUAUAUUUCUCCCAAUAGCUUAGAACUUGGCACUUUAGUUGUAUCAGAAAUUGAUGACGAAAAACGGCUGACGUUUGCUAGACUGCAAGUACAAGGCACAGGGACACGUAUUGAAAACGUAAUGGCUGUAGAAGAAAUGGCGUUGCAAAAAGAAGCUAGGAAGGGAAUGACAAAUGAAGAAGCAGAAUUCUCAGUGGAAUCUGAAUUGGACCAUCAAGUUUACUUAUGGUCAGAUAAGUACAGACCACGAAAACCUAGAUAUUUUAAUAGGGUACAUACUGGAUUUGAGUGGAAUAAGUACAAUCAAACUCAUUAUGACAUGGAUAAUCCUCCGCCAAAAAUUGUUCAAGGAUACAAGUUUAAUAUAUUUUAUCCAGAUUUAAUAAAUAAAGGUUCAACUCCACAAUAUUUCUUGACCGCUUGUGGAGAUAACCCAGAAUUUGCAGUCUUGAGAUUUCAUGCCGGUCCUCCAUAUGAAGAUAUUGCAUUCAAAAUUGUCAACAGAGAAUGGGAAUAUUCAUACAAAAGAGGAUUUCGUUGUCAGUUUCAUAACAAUAUAUUUCAACUAUGGUUUCAUUUCAAAAGAUAUCGAUAUAGAAGAUAAUUACAAUUUUUUCUUUUUUUUUAUCAUUAUGUUUGUAUAUAAAUUGAUUAAACUACAACUUAUAUGGUAUUCAUUCAUUUGUUUAUUCAUUAAUCAUUAAUAAAAAUAACAGUCUUUUGAAAAAAUAUUAAAA